Messenger RNA from Pleurotus ostreatus (oyster mushroom), 288 nucleotides. RefSeq lists its product as uncharacterized. The transcript has 4 exons. The coding region runs from base 1 to 288 and encodes 95 amino acids. The record is from RefSeq and is a predicted model, not a curated record. Lineage: Eukaryota; Fungi; Basidiomycota; Agaricomycetes; Agaricales; Pleurotaceae.
AUGCCGAUAGUAAGCCCUACCAAUGUCUUAGGCGACCUUCCUAUCUAUCCUACCUCGAACGAUACGCACAUCGAGAGCGAUGCUUGCGAUCCCCUGCCUGACACGACGGCCGACCUCUCAAAUUUUGCUGUUAUUAUUCAUCGUGGCAUCUGUCUGUUUACACAAAAGAUGGACACAAAAGAUGGACAACAAGGGUGGGAAGGUGUUCCUUAUCUACAACACAGUAUCGAGUAUCUAUCACAAACAAUGCAUCUCCUCCAGGCACCCGAGUCCUUGGAUCAUGUUUAG